Clupea harengus (Atlantic herring) is the source of this 1805-nucleotide messenger RNA. RefSeq names its product galactose-1-phosphate uridylyltransferase. NCBI's taxonomy places the organism in Eukaryota, Metazoa, Chordata, Actinopteri, Clupeiformes, Clupeidae. The transcript is spliced from 5 exons. The record is from RefSeq and is a predicted model, not a curated record. Bases 232 to 708 code for a protein of 158 amino acids.
CACCCAGAGCUGUAGCCGUACCUCACUAAAUGCUGUAAUAAUGUGUUAUUGGUGUACUAAAUUAUGUGACCGCGUGUUGACCCCGAGGGACCAGGGCACAUAGGUGUGGACAUGCAGGUGAACACUCGUCCCUUCUCGUCUAAAUGCAGACUGUCACGAGCCUUAGUUGCUGGAAUACAUUUUCCUUGAGGAGAUUAUUCUCGGUCGGGAGAUGUGAGUGGUUGCAGAAGAAUGACUUUCUUGUUCGUCAGAGUGGUGGAGCGGGUGGUGGUGGAGAACGCCGACUGGCUGGCUGUCGUCCCCUACUGGGCCACCUGGCCUUUUCAGACGCUGCUGUUGCCACGGAGACACGUCUUACGACUCACAGACCUCACCAGCCAGGAGAGAGACAGUCUGGCCUCCAUAAUGAAAAGACUCCUGACCAAAUAUGACAACCUCUUUGAGAUCUCCUUCCCGUACUCGAUGGGCUGGCAUGGUGCCCCCACCGGUGCCCACCUGACGGAGGACAUGUCUCACUGGCAGCUGCACGCCCACUACUACCCGCCCCUGCUGCGCUCCGCCUCCGUGCGCAAGUUCAUGGUGGGGUACGAGAUGCUGGCGCAGGAGCAGAGAGACCUCACACCCGAGCAGGCAGCGGAGAGACUGAGGAACCUUCCAGAAGAGCACUACAAGCACAAGAAGAUGGAGGGCCAUGAAGGGAAGCCAUAAGCAUGGCCAACUAAUCAUUAACCCUAGGUUUUAAUGGCCAACUAAUCAUUAACCCUAGGUUUUAAUGGCCAACUAAUCAUUAACCCUAGGUUUAAUGGCCAGCUAAUCAUUAACCCUAGGUUAACCCUAACCAUUUAAAAUGAUUUAUGUGAUUAUGAUGUGAUUUCUAAGGGAAAAAGAGACAAUGUCAUGUUCUUCAAUAUGUAGUAAAAGGAAGAUAAUUGUUGUCUUAUUAAAAAAAUGAUGCAGCUAUGAUGGUGUUGAUGGUUUUGAUCACUUAUGAAGUUACCAAAGGCUUCUGCACAGGAGGCUGGGAUAAACUGCUAACACACAACAGCUAUAGGUGCUGCUAUAGGUGCUGCUGGCACAACGUGAACACAACAGCUAUAGGUGCUGCUGGCACAAUGUGAACACAACAGCUAUAGGCGCUGCUGGCACAAUGUGAAGUGGAAUGACUGAAACACCUUGUGUUUGAGCCAGCCGUGAGUUCACACACAAACCUGCUACGUCACGAGGCGUGUACGACUCGAGUGACGCCAGAGCCCAGUUUAGGUGUAUGUCUUGACCUGAGUGCUGGAACUGAGCAGCUGGCAUUGAGGAAGUCAGUCACUCUUGUCCGGGCCAGUGUGAUAAGAAAGCUCUUCUAAAUGAGCUGAAGAAAGCGAACAGACCAGCUGCAGAUGUGCAGUUCACCUCCACACCUCCACACCUUAGCUGACCUCCACCGCUGCAGAUGUGCAGUUCACCUCAACACCUCCUCACCUCCACACCUUAGCAGAUCUCCUCUCUCUGAGCGAACAGACCGCUGCAGAUGUGCUCCACACCUCCACCACUCCACACCUUAACUGACCUCCACCGCUGCAGAUGUGCAGUUCACACCUCCUCACCAUAGCUGAUCUCCUCUCUCUGUGGCUAAUGGGUUUAGCGCUGAGCAGGCUGAGGAAACCAUGGGGAUAGAGAGAGAGAGGAGGGGCUGGGCCAACAAACAAACAAACAAAGCAUUAUCCAAAAACAAACAGGCCGGAUUUAAAUAAAGUUAAUUAAUGGAAACCACUAAUGGAUUUGAAUGAAAUAAAAAAAAAAACGUUGGAGUUGUU